This is a messenger RNA of Miniopterus natalensis, 1722 nucleotides long. It is a transcript of the gene DPCD, whose product is annotated as deleted in primary ciliary dyskinesia homolog (mouse). The record is from RefSeq and is a predicted model, not a curated record. Lineage: Eukaryota; Metazoa; Chordata; Mammalia; Chiroptera; Miniopteridae.
CUCCCUCUCUUUUCCUCUCUCUGAAAUCAAUAAAGAUAUAUUUAAAAAUAAAAAAAUAGGGGAAAUGGCAUAGCCACCUUUACGAAAAUACUUAUGAUUACUCUACAUUGACAGAAGAGAUGGGCUAGAAUAUUCCUUUGGGUGCUUUCAAUCACCCAAUCAAUGUUCAUCCAUUCUUUCAGUCAAUAUUUAGUUGAGCUUCUAAUAUAUGCCAGGCACUAUGUUUGUUAUUAGGGAAACCAUAGGCAGGGGAGAUAAAACCCCUCUUAUCUAGUAAAAGAGGCAGUAAUCAGUCACACAGAUAUAAAAUCAUAACCAAGGGAAAUGCUAUGAAGAAAAGACAUGGGGACAAACAUUGUGUGGCUAUGUGAUAGGAAUGGCCUUAGAGGUGUGCAGAAGAAGGCAGAAUGAUGGCAUGGUUAGAGGGAGUACUUAGCUGGGAAACUCUGUUUAAUAUCCUGAGAAUAUAGGCUUGGUUUUAGAAACUGGGGAGAGAAAGAGAAAUAUGAUAUCAUUCCUAGAGAGAUAGAUACUUUUAAAAGUGUGAUACUAUGUGGUAAAUGCUCCACUAUGGAUAUGAAUAAAGCAUUAGAGAGGCACAAACAAGGAAGCAAAUUUUGCCAAGGUGGCCGGGGGGUGAUAAUUUAGGAAGACUUCCCAGUGGAAGUGAUAUUUGAGCUGGGUUUUGAAGGGUGAGGAGUUCAACAGAUGGGAAGACCUAUGGAGCUAUUAUUGCUAGUAGAGGAAAGAGCAGAGCAAAGAUAUGUUGAAAGAAAGCUGCAGAAAGGAGGAGCUUCCUAGGACAUGUCUUAAAGUAAUUGUGGGCGAUGGUAGGCAAGGAGGCUCUGGGAGGGUUCCUCAAUAUGUCCAAGGCUGUUGGUGUUUCUCAGGUAGACCCCUCGAUCUGCAAGGUACAAGGCAAGAGGAGGCUUGGGGGUAAGGCACUCUGCUUUCUGCGUAGGGAGAAGGAAGGUGCACUAUUUGUUCCCAGAUGGGAAGGAAAUGGCCGAAGAAUAUGAUGAGAAGACGAAUGAACUACUUGCAAGAAAGUGGCGAGUAAAAAGUGCCCUGGGAGCCUUGGGCCAGUGGCAGAUUGAGGUGGGAGAGCCAGCACCCCAUGGAGCAGGAAACCUGGGGCCUGAACUCAUCAAGGAAAGCAAUGCCAGUCCCAUCUUCAUGCGCAAGGACACCAAGAUGUGUUUCCAGUGGCGGAUUCGAAACCUCCCCUACCCUAAGGAUGUCUAUAGUGUCUCUGUGGACCAGAAGGAGCGCUGUGUUGUUGUCAGAACAACCAACAAAAAGUACUAUAAGAAGUUCUCCAUUACUGAUCUGGACAGAUACCAGCUACCUCUGGAUGAUUCUUUGCUGAGCUUUGCUUAUGCCAACCGCACCCUGAUCAUCUCCUACCAGAAGCCAAAGGAGGUCCUGGAGGCCGAGCUGGAGCUGCAGAAGGAGCUGAAGAAAGUAAAGAUGGCCCACAGCAGUGAUGGGGACUGCAAGACCCAGUAGUGGACCCCCGAGCCUGCACCUCCAGUGUGGAGGUGGGUGAGGCUCUUCCUGUCACCUGUAAGACUUCACAGCUUCAGCCUUUCUGGCACAGGGGCAGCCUCUUCUCUUCCAGGAGCUAUCUAGGCUCUGUAAGAACUGGGCCUUGGGGCACUCCCGGCCCCCUGCUUCAUGGUCUUAUUUCCUGAGUAAAGUCAUUCUGAGUCACUGUAGGUA